Molecule: messenger RNA, 2726 nt
Organism: Osmerus eperlanus (European smelt)
Lineage: Eukaryota; Metazoa; Chordata; Actinopteri; Osmeriformes; Osmeridae
Gene: cnga1a
Product: cyclic nucleotide gated channel subunit alpha 1a
Exons: 9
Biological process (GO): potassium ion transport; monoatomic cation transmembrane transport
Cellular component (GO): plasma membrane; intracellular cyclic nucleotide activated cation channel complex
Molecular function (GO): protein-containing complex binding; cGMP binding; intracellularly cGMP-activated cation channel activity
Source: RefSeq, a predicted model, not a curated record
GAGGGUGUAGGAGGAUAUGAGCACUCUCUAAUCUACUUAUGUUGGUCAGGGUCAGAUGUGUCUCUACGACACUAUAUUACACAAUGCUUGGAAGAAAGGACGUAUUUUUAUUAUGAUAUGAUCAUCUAAUUGGGGCUGUGAAUGUUUUUUUGGAUUGUGUUUAGAGUUGGUACACAAAGGUCAUUUUCUAAGAUUGCCUAGCUGAAGGACUAUGGACCGUACAAUACGUUAAAUAAAGGCUGGAUCGUAAAUCUGCAGUCAUGGCAACCACAUCGAGCACCAGGCGCUACCUGUCUGUGUCGUCUCGUGUCACCUCAGAGAUGAACACUGACACAGAGGGGGACAGCACGGAGGAUGAUGUAGAUCCGCAGCCUCCUGGCCCAGGUCGUCUGUUCAAUGUCAACAACAGCAAUAACAAUGAGGGAGAAGAGAAAACAAAGAAGAAAAAAGAGAAGAAAGAAAAAAAGGAGAAAAAAGAGAAGAAGGAGAAGAAAGAGAAGAAAAAGGAGAAAAAGGAAAAAGAGGAAAAGGAAAGAGAAAAGGAGCAAGAGAAGGAAAAGGAGAAGGAAAGAGAGAAGGAAAAGGAGAAGGAAAGAGAGAAGGAAAAGGCGAAGUAUGUGUAGCAUAUGAACACAUCAGUGCCCAAGGAGGUGUUUGUCAUUAACCCUGCAGGCAGUUUGUACUACAACUGGCUAUUUGUCAUCGCAAUGCCAGUCAUGUACAACUGGACAAUGAUUAUUGCAAGGGCCUGUUUUGAGGAACUCCAGCAUGACUACCUUCUCACCUGGAUGAUUCUGGACUACUGCUCUGAUGUCCUGUACCUGGCUGACAUGGCCUUCAGGGCCAGGACAGGUUACCUGGAACAAGGCCUUCUGGUGAAGGAUAAGAAGCUGCUGCGUCAGCGCUACUUCAGCAGCCUACAGUUCCGUGUGGAUGUUGUGUCCAUGCUCCCCACAGAUGUCUUCUACUUGUACCUGGGGCUGGACUACCCGGAGAUCCGCAUCAACAAGUUGCUGCGCAUCAACCGCAUGAUGGAAUUCUUUACCCGUACCGAGACCAAGACCAACUACCCCAACAUCUUCCGUAUCUCCAACCUGGUCAUGUACAUCAUCAUCAUCAUCCACUGGAACGCCUGCCUCUAUUAUUCCUUCUCCAAGUCCAUCGGCUUCGGAUCGGACGCCUGGGUCUACCCUGCCCUGGAUGACCCAGACGAGCCGGAGUUCGGGGAGCCCAUGAGGAAAUAUGCCUUCAGCCUCUACUGGUCCACCCUGACGCUGACCACCAUCGGGGAGACGCCGUCCCCGGCCCUGGACUCCGAGUUCCUGUUCCACGUGGUGGACUUCUUGGUUGGGGUCCUGAUCUUCGCCACCAUCGUGGGCAACAUCGGCUCCAUGAUCACCAACAUGAACGCUGCCCAGACCCAGUUCCAGUCCCGCAUCGACAACAUCAAGCAAUACAUGCAGGUGCGUAAGGUCAGUAAGGAACUGGAGGACCGUGUCAUUAAGUGGUUUGACUACCUGUGGAACAAUGGGAAGGCUCAGAACGAGAGGGAGGUGUUGAGGUACCUGCCAGACAAGCUGAGGGCAGAAAUCGCCAUCAACGUCCACCUGGAUACGCUGAAGAAGGUGCGCAUCUUUGCCGACUGCGAAGCGGGCCUGCUGAUUGAGCUGGUGUUGAAACUGCGACCCCAGGUGUUCAGCCCGGGGGACUUCAUCUGUAAGAAGGGUGACAUCGGACGCGAGAUGUACAUCAUCAAGGAGGGCAAGCUGGCGGUCGUGGCCGACGACGGCGUCACACAGUUCGUCGUCCUGGGCGACGGAAGUGUCUUUGGCGAGAUCAGCAUCCUCAACAUCAAGGGCAGCAAGGCAGGGAACCGGAGGACUGCCAACAUCCGGAGCAUUGGCUACUCUGACCUCUUCAUCCUGUCCAAAGAUGACCUGAUGGAGGCCAUGACGGAGUACCCGGAGGCAAAGGUCAUUCUGGAGGACAAGGGCAGACAGAUCCUGCUAAAGGACGGCCUCCUGGAUCUGGACCCAUCCAACAUCAUGCCCGACACUAAGGACCUGGAGGAGAAGGUCGACCGCAUGUACAGCACCAUGGAGCUGAUGCAGAUGAAGCUGAAAAAGCUGCUGGGAGACUACACCAUCACAGACCAGGCCCUCGUGGAUCGCAUCGCCAUGAUGGAGCGACUGACCGGAGAGGAGGCGGAGGAGGAGGACGAGCAAGGGGAAGGGGAGGAGACAAAAGCAGAGGCGGAGGAAGAGAAAAAAGAGGAAGGAGUUGUGGAGGAGAAAAAGGAAGGAGAGGCAGAAGAGGAGAAAAAAGAAGAGGAGAUGGAUGAGAAGGAAGAGGCAAAAAAAGAUUAAGAGGAGAAAAAAACAGAGGAGAAGUAGAAGAAAGGAAGAAUUUUUGGGGGAAGGAAGUAUCAAUCUUCUUUCUAUCCUGAAUAGAACUUUGUAAGACAAAAAUAAAUCUAUGUCAACAGGGAAUAUAGCUGACUUUCUUUGUAAGAGUGUCUUCCAUCGGACAAUGGAGUAAGACAGAGACUGAAAAACACCAGAAAGUCAGAUGAGAGUCAGAAAGAAUCCUUCCAGUAGAUAGAUAAAUGUAAACCAAUACAACAGUGGUGGGGAAUAUUGUUCAUUUAUGUAAAAUGAUUUUCUGUAUUGUAGAAGAUGUGGAGUACAACUUGGGAAAUGCCAUCAUUCGAUUAAAAACUGAAACAU